AGCAAAUUUUGUAAAAGUUGCGACAUUGAGAAACUAAUAUUUUUUGGUGAUUUUUCAACAUUGAAAAGUAUUAUCGUAGAAAGGGCGUAUUACUCAUACAGUUGUCAGCAGUUGCUUAUUUUGCAUUCUUAGAUUAUCGGAAGAAGAAGCGUUUUGACUAGAAGGUGAUGCAUUUACAUUCAAUUGGCAAACAGCUGAUCCAGAAAUUAAAAUGCAAUCAUCAGCACCUCCAGGGCAUCCUUCAACUCAACCAGCGACAACCAUGAAUAUCAGUCCGGAUAAGCCAACAAAAGUUGAUUACUCGUGCAUUCGAGGAAAGACAGUUCUCGUUAGUCCAACGGAAGAACAGUAUGAAGCACUCACCAAACGGUUGCAGGAACGGAUUGCCGACAGCCGUGGCGAAACGGUUUACGAGAUUGGAGUAGGAGAAGAUGGCAGUGAGAGCGGCCUGGAAUUGGAAGAGUAUGCAGCAUCAUUGGCCACAUUGCAAGCAUUAGCAGCAAUGUUAAAUGCUGACUGUGUUGAACUACGAACACGAAAAGGUGAAAAAGGAUUGACGGGACAAUACUUGGUCCGCUCAAAAGUAGACGAUAAUGAUUUUACAGAGAUACGCGUGGCUGUGGUUGGUAACGUAGAUGCUGGAAAGUCGACACUUCUUGGUGUUUUGACACACGGUGAAUUGGACAACGGACGAGGAUUUGCCAGACAACGGCUAUUUCGCCACAAACAUGAAAUUGAAAGCGGUCGAACUAGUUCCGUUGGUAACGACAUUCUCGGAUUCGAUAGUGUAGGCAAUGUGGUCAACAAACCUGACCACGGUACCUUAGAUUGGGUAAAAAUUUGUGAGAAGUCAGCGAAAGUGAUUACGUUCAUCGAUCUUGCUGGCCAUGAGCGUUACCUAAAGACGACAGUUUUCGGAAUGACUGGUCACGCUCCCGACUUUGGGAUGCUGAUGAUCGGUGCCAAUUCGGGUAUAGUUGGAAUGACAAAGGAACAUUUGGGGCUGGCAUUGGCUCUCUCAGUACCAGUAUUUGUAGUAGUAACCAAAAUUGACAUGUGUCCGCCAAAUGUUUUGCAAGAGAAUUUAAAGCUGCUAUACAAAAUUCUCAAAUCACAAGGCUGCCGAAAAGUACCAGUUAUGGUGAAAACUGCCGACGAUGUCGUUCUCAGCGCAACGAAUUUUGUCUCCGAACGAUUAUGUCCGAUUUUUCAAGUGUCAAAUGUGACAGGCGAAAAUUUGGAAUUGUUGAAAAUGUUUCUCAACCUUUUAACAGUCCGAACAACGGGAAACGAUAAUCUACCAACGGAAUUUCAAAUUGAUGAUACUUAUGCUGUGCCGGGAGUUGGAACGGUUGUCUCAGGAAUUACCCUUCAAGGCGUGGUACAUCUGAAUGAUGUUCUUCUAUUAGGACCAAAUCCGCUGGGAGAUUUCCAAUCAAUUACGAUAAAAAGCAUCCAUCGGAAGCGAAUGGUGGUUCGGGAAGUUCGAAGUGGUCAAACUGCCAGCUUUGCAUUGAAGAAAAUCAAACGUUCACAAAUCCGGAAAGGAAUGGUGCUGGUCAGUCCAGAUUUAAACCCACAGGCAUGUUGGGAGUUCGACUGUGAAAUAUUAGUUUUGCAUCACCCAACAACAAUAUCUAGCAAAUAUGGACGUUGGUCAGCUAUGGUACAUUGUGGCAGUAUCAGGCAAACAGCACAAAUCCUACAAAUGUCUAAAGAGUGUCUUCGAACAGGUGACAAAGCAGUUGUACGUUUUAGAUUCAUCAAAAAUCCCGAAUACAUGAAGCCUGGUCAACGGAUGGUUUUCCGAGAAGGGCGUACGAAAGCUGUAGGAAAUGUGAUAAGUCCCCUCUACACGCCAGGCUCUGUGCAACAACGCACAAAGCCGAAUAAAAUGCAAGGUCGGAAUGUAACAUCAGCUUCGCAAUCAAGUGCUCAGAAACCACUAUCGAAAAGCACAAGCGAAUCUGUUACGGCACAAACAAGCUUGGCUGGUAGCUCUGUUGUACUGGACAUUGGUACUGAUAAGAGAAAUAAUCGUCCAACUAAUACACAUAAAAAACAUCGAGGAGGACUUGCGGCCAACUUGGGCGCCGAUGUACAGGAAACAUCAACGUCGUCUCAGCAAAGCGGUGCUUUCAGCAACGAAACCAUUUUUGUUGCGUCUAAUUGAUUGAACAAGCUCUUAAGAAAUGAGCGAAGCCUGUUCUCAUGUUCUGAACGUUUAAUUUUUUUUUCAUUUCUUAGAACUCAAAACAUUCAAAAAUUCUUUUUCAAUGCCACAUCAGAUUUUUUUGAACUUUGAAAUCACUUAAAAUAUGUUUUAUUUGUUGAACUAAAGAGAAGUAAAUGGUUUGUCAA
Molecule: messenger RNA, 2361 nt
Organism: Ochlerotatus camptorhynchus
Lineage: Eukaryota; Metazoa; Arthropoda; Insecta; Diptera; Culicidae
Gene: GTPBP1
Product: GTP-binding protein 1
Exons: 7
Coding region: 212-2173 (653 amino acids)
Biological process (GO): translational elongation
Molecular function (GO): translation elongation factor activity; GTP binding; GTPase activity
Source: RefSeq, a predicted model, not a curated record